AAUAGCUAUAUUAACGAGUUGUUAAAUUUAUAUAAUGUUUCAUGCAAGUAGUUUUGAUACAUAGGUGCUCCUGCUGUUACAAAUUGGAAGUACAAACUUCCAUGGUUAUUGACCCUUAUUUAAUGAACCGUGGUUGGAAGCAUGACUAUAAUUGGCGUUUGAACGGCAGUGAAAUAACAGUGUGAUAGGUGAAAGGAGUUGUAAUUUUGUAAAUACUGUAUAGAAUAGAGUGGUAGAAGGCUCACUAAAUAUCAAGAACGCUACAUGUUUAAAAUUUUAUCUAGGGUGUUUAUACAAGUAUUCGACUGAAGUAUAUUUUUGACAUAACCUUACAUUUAACCAUAAUUGAAGCAAAAAUGGCUGGUUUUGCCGUAAAAUUGAUGACCAAAUCAGGCCAGAUUGUAGUUAAGGGUUUAACACCUAGAGAUACUGUAUCCGAAUUGAAACAUAGACUUUCAUCUCUUACAAAUAUAAAAGAAAGUUCCCUUCAUGUUCUGUGUGGUUAUCCUCCCCAACCACUAGAUUUAUCAGAGAGUGAAGCUACUUUAGAGUCUCGAAGAAUCUGUUCUGGCGAUACACUUAUUGUGGAAGAAAAGCAGCAAAAUAUUGUAAAUUCUGAACAGAAAAUUUCAAGAGUAGAAGAACCAAGACCUCACAUAGUAGACAGUAAACUGGGUUGCCCAGGAAUACUCUUGAGGAUGAUUGUACCGGCUGACAAUUCUUGCCUUUUUACAAGUAUUGGUUUUGUUCUAAGUGGGAAAGUAGACGUGACUAAUGCUCCAUAUAUGCGUCAUAUCAUUGCUGAGUCAGUCUCCAAUGACCCUGAAAAUUACUCCGAAGCAAUACUUGGAAAACCAAAUCGUGAAUACUGCCAGUGGAUACUGAAGCCUGAUUCAUGGGGUGGUGCAAUAGAGUUGGCUGUGCUGUCUAAUUUCUAUGGCUUAGAGAUUGCGGUUGUGGACACACUGAAUGCCAUUAUCAAUAGAUUUGGGGAAGAUCAACAUUUUGCACAGAGGGUAUUCCUUAUGUUUGAUGGUAUUCACUAUGACCCUCUCUAUCUUGAGCCAUUUGAGGGAAACAGCAUACAAACUAUGUUCCUAACAGCCGAUGAGGAAGUUCUUCACCAAGCUCAAGAAUUGGCACAUGAAGCUAAGGCAAGCAAGCAGUACACAGAUGUGGAUGGCUUUAGUCUUAAGUGUCUUCAGUGCCAAAUAUUUCUUAAAGGACAAAUUCAAGCACAGGAACAUGCAAAGAGUACGGGGCAUAUGAAUUUUGGGGAGGUUGCAUAGUAAAACCAUGAUCCUUUCAGAUGGGUACAUUGUUACAUAAACUGUUAUCGUGUUGAUUCAGUCAAAUCUCCACAAACAACCACAUUUGAACUUUCAUACUUAUAUUCAGAAAGUAUUCCAAAGAAAUUUCCAUUCUUUCAGUCAAGUCUACAUUUGUGGUUUCAUAUAUUUGUAACUUUUAAUCCAAAAAAUUUUAUCGAGCAGGUAUAUUUAAUAUGUAAGAAAUGCCAUUCAUUCUCAUCUUUCAGUAUAUGGAACACAGAUAUAAAGAAAAAUCACAAAAUGAAUGAGACCAGUUGCAAUUAACUAAUAAUUAGAUAUAAUCAUACAAAAAUGGGAGACUGUCAACGCUGGAAUAAUUAUACACUGUUUUCUGUGGUAAGAAGAUGAAACAAGACAUACACAGCCUUAGAUAUUUUUAUUUAUUUAUGGCUUAUUUAACAGCAGUGUCUAGAUUAUGUACCGACUUGCUUGGGAGGAACUGAGGAAAACCACUAAAUAUAUUUUCAUGUUCUGUUUGUAACAAAAAUAAUUUUCGUGUAAAGCAUGGGAGUGUACAGAAACAUGAUUACCAAUGCAGAUGUGACUAGCUGUUCUUAUUUACGUUUUCCUAUUCAGUAUCAUUUCCGUGACUGGGCAUUGCUAUUCACUAUUCACUAUUCACUUUAUUAUAUUUCAUAAGAUCUUUACAAGGUUGUGAGAACAACCAUCGGAUAUAGGAACAGUCAGAUAAAAAAUCAUUGCUUUACAAACAAGCAGAUUGUCAAAAUACAAACAGUAGAAAAUACGAAUAUACCGUAUUUACACAUGUAUAGGCCGCGUGCGUGUAUAGGCCGCAGCA
Messenger RNA from Cryptotermes secundus, 2130 nucleotides. RefSeq names its product ubiquitin thioesterase OTU1 (gene Yod1). The record is from RefSeq and is a predicted model, not a curated record. Gene Ontology annotation, molecular function: cysteine-type deubiquitinase activity. The coding region runs from base 357 to 1289 and encodes 310 amino acids. The transcript has 3 exons. Gene Ontology annotation, cellular component: cytosol; nucleus. NCBI's taxonomy places the organism in Eukaryota, Metazoa, Arthropoda, Insecta, Blattodea, Kalotermitidae. Gene Ontology annotation, biological process: endoplasmic reticulum unfolded protein response; protein deubiquitination.